UCUCGUAAAACCUGGUUCAAAUUCGUGAUGAAGGACCUUCUACAAAGUUUUGCGCCGAAAAUGCCUCCUAUCACACAGCAAGAAAGAGGAGAGCUCAUUCAAGGGUGUCGCUUCGCCACACACACCACAAUAUACGAUAAGAACAUGUUAUCACGUGUCAAGUUUUCCAACGAGAGGAAAGCAGACUUCUCUUCCAAUCACAAGGCUCUCGUGAAGAAAUUGCUCUUAAUGAGCACGCCACCGCCCAAUGUGUACAAUGGGGCAGGAAUCGUCAUCAGUGGAGGCGGGGCGUACAUGGCUGGUGCCCUCACGACGAUCGUGCAGGUGAGAGAGACCGGCUCCAAGCUUCCCAUAGAGCUUGUCUUGAACUCAAUGAAAGAAUAUGAUUCUUACAUCUGUGACACCUUAGGCAGCAAGUUCAACUAUACAUGCUUGGUGAUUGAGGAAGAGAUUGGGAAAGACAUCGUGGAGGAAAUGAAAAUCACCAAGUUCCAGCUAAAGAUCCUAGGGCUUUUGGUGACAUCUUUUGACCAUGUGAUCGCGUUAGACGCAGACAACAUGCCUUUGAAAAACCCGGAUCAUCUCUUGACUUGCAAGGCGUACUUGGAUACAGAAUUUCUUUUGUGGCCUGAUCUCUGGCAGAGAACCAUCUCACCCACCUAUUAUGAAAUCGCCGGAAUGAAGGCUGGAGAGCCUGUCAAGAGACACGGCUUGGAAAAUGGGAAGGAUUUUGCGGAGUAUUUCAAGAAGGGCCGAGACCACGUACAUUUCCACGAUUUGGACGGGCUUCCAAAUCACAUCUCGACGGAAACAGGUCAAAUGGUCUUUUCGAAAAGAAAACAUUACCGCUCUUUCCUCUUGGCUCUCUACUACAAUAUGUAUGGCGAGUCUCACUACUGGUCCAUGUUUUACCAGGGCAGUCCAGGGGAUGGAGACCGUGAUACUUUUGUUCCUGCUCUUCAUGUGUUCAAAGAGCCUUACCAUGUGGUUGAGCGCGCAACAUGGCUAGCUGGGUUUAGAAGAGAAGACAACUUCUUCCAAGAGACCACAAUUGUUCAGUAUGAUCCCAAUACCUCCAUGACCUACGAUCAAUUGUGGAAGGAAUGGCUUAUGAUAAAGGGAUAUGACCUGAGAAUGCAUUUCAAUCAGGACAACCAAUACACGAGAGACUUGGUGAAGGAAUUCCACGCCCUGACGCAUGCCGUUCCAGAGCCUGAGGUGUUCUUCCUUCAUGUGCACAGACCCAAGGUCAACCCAAUCUUAGCGACACACAGCGAUGGUUAUUUUGAUUGGAAUCGUCAAAGAAAUCUUGGAAAGGUAGGGGUUUACACGAAAGAUUUUGGAAACAUCGACUGGGACUUGAGGUUCUAUACCAUCGCGGAGUGGGUUGCAUGCAAAGGUAUUAAAAGCGAUGAGUGGUGGAAGUCCGUGGACCGUGUCCAAUCACUGGUUUGUGAGGCCAUGUCCGCCUACGUGAACUUCUUGAAGAAAGACACGCAGGACGAAGAGGCA
This is a messenger RNA of Metschnikowia bicuspidata var. bicuspidata NRRL YB-4993, 1512 nucleotides long. It is a transcript of the gene MNN26, whose product is annotated as Mnn26p. Gene Ontology annotation, cellular component: Golgi apparatus. The transcript has a single exon. The annotation marks the transcript as partial. Gene Ontology annotation, biological process: mannan biosynthetic process. Gene Ontology annotation, molecular function: alpha-1,2-mannosyltransferase activity. The record is from RefSeq and is a predicted model, not a curated record. Lineage: Eukaryota; Fungi; Ascomycota; Pichiomycetes; Serinales; Metschnikowiaceae.